Messenger RNA from Archocentrus centrarchus (flier cichlid), 2349 nucleotides. RefSeq names its product glutathione hydrolase 5 proenzyme-like. The coding region runs from base 15 to 1673 and encodes 552 amino acids. Gene Ontology annotation, molecular function: leukotriene-C(4) hydrolase activity; glutathione gamma-glutamate hydrolase. Gene Ontology annotation, biological process: glutathione catabolic process; leukotriene D4 biosynthetic process; inflammatory response. The transcript is spliced from 12 exons. The record is from RefSeq and is a predicted model, not a curated record. NCBI's taxonomy places the organism in Eukaryota, Metazoa, Chordata, Actinopteri, Cichliformes, Cichlidae. Gene Ontology annotation, cellular component: plasma membrane.
GAGAAGAAACAGCCAUGGCGAGGUCAAAGGCGAGGGUGUACACUUGUUGCGCACUGAUGCUGCUCUGCGUAGUUGCUAUAAUUGUGUGUGUUGUUGUACUUGUGAGGCGCAAGUGCCCAGCUGGCACUUUCUCAAAAGCUGCAGUGGCCGCAGACUCUGGGAGAUGCUCAGAGAUUGGACGGGACAUUCUUCAGAAAGGCGGUUCGCCAGUAGAUGGAGCCAUUGCCGCGCUGUUGUGCACCUCUAUCAUGAACCCGCAGAGUGCAGGCAUUGGAGGAGGGUGCAUAUUCACUGUGAUGGACAGCUCUGGUAAAGUGAAAAUCAUCAACUCCAGAGAAACUGCCCCCCUAAAGGUGAACCCUGACCUGCUUAAGUCAUGUAACACCACCUUUCAGGUGACUGAAGGCAACAAAUGGAUCGGGGUUCCUGGGGAAAUUCGAGGUUAUGCAGAGGCACACAGGCGUUAUGGGAAGUUGCCGUGGGCCACCCUCUUUGAGCCGACCGUCCGACUGGCCAGAGAAGGGUUCCCUAUUCCUUAUGUCCAAGGUCUAUACAUCCCAUAUGUCGAUACAAGCAGCACCCAGUUACUACGGAAGUUAUAUUCAGAUGAGAACGGGAACCUGCUUAAAAUCGGUGAUAUUGUGAAAUUUGAGAAACUGGCUGAUACUUUGGAGAUGAUUGCAAAGCAGGGGCCAGAUGUGUUUUACAACGGAAGAAUAGCAGAGGAUUUAAUCCGUGACAUACAGCAAGCAGGAGGAACACUCACACUGCAGGACUUGGCAUCAUAUAAAGUUACAGUGACUGAUGCGUGGACUGUUCCUUUGGGAGAGUACCAGAUGUACUUCCCCCCACCCCCUGCAGGAGGAGCCAUCCUUAGCCUCAUCCUCAACAUCAUGAAAGGCUAUAAAAUGAAUUCAGUGCCUCAGACAGCUGAUGAAAAGACAUCAUUUUAUCACCGUUAUAUUGAAGCUUUUAAAUUUGCCAAUGGAUUAAAGAAAUAUAUCCGAGAUCCGAAGUUCAGCUCAGAUGAAAUGGCAAAGAAAUUCACAGAGGAAAGUUUUGCCAACCACAUACGGAGCCUCAUCAGAAGCGACAAGGCUCAUGAUCCCCAGUAUUACAACCUCACCUCGUAUGUGGACAGCUUCAGUACCACACAUGUGUCUGUGCUGGCUGAAGAUGGAUCUGCUGUGUCUGUCACCAGCAGCAUCAACCACAUAUUCGGCUCCAAGAUCUUCUCUCCGAGCACUGGAAUUAUCCUCAACAACCAGCUGUAUGACUUCUGUGGAAGAGCUGAUAGCAUCUCUCCUGGGGAGCAGCCUCCCUCCUCUAUGGCCCCAGUUCUGCUGAAGUCUCAGUCAAAGACCCUGGUGAUUGGAUCGUCUGGUGGGAGUAUGAUCACAACUGGAAUGGCCUCAGCCAUCAUGAACCACCUUUGGUUUGGAAAGAGCCUUGAGGAGGCAAUUGAUACUCCAGUUGUUUUUGUUGACUCUAAAAAUGCGGUAAAGUUUGAACCCAAGUUUGAAAAGGAUGUAAUUGAGGCUCUCGAAGCUCUGGGACACAAUCGUCAAACAACAGCUAGAUUCUACAAUACAGUCAACGCUGUGGAGAAGGAGGACGGCUGUGUCUCAGCAUGGUCUGAUGAAAGGAAAAAAGGCAAAGCAGCUGCUUACUGAGACCAAGAGUCAGUGAUAUUAGUUAUACAGCAUGGCUUUAAGGUUAUAGACACUCACAAAAACCACAAAAUAUGCAGCAGAUGGUAUCUGUACUGCUGGAAAAUCAUUGAACAAGAUGCUGAUUAUCAGUCUUCUUCAGCUGAGUAACUGCAGAAGCAUGUAGUAGUUGAACCCAUGGCCUCUGGACAGAAAUGACUGUAACAGUAACACGAUGGAUUUUGCUGCACAUGAAAAAGCAACAGCCUUAUCUGUGACUGUAUCUGACCUCCUUUCACUCUUCUGCUUAUUUGUGCACAUUCUGACCUCUGGCAUUUCUGCCAUUUCUCCCUUUUCUGGCAUUUCUUAGGUUUCUCAGGUUUCUGUUACAAAGGCAAGGUCAAGACAGGGCAUUGUCCAGCCACAUAUGUACGUAAGUUACAUGAUAGCACACUCCUGGUACAGUGUCUUUUAAAAAGAAAUUGGGUUUUGGGCACCCAGGUGGCUCAGUGGUAGAGCAGGCGACCACAUACAUAUUCCACAUUGCGGUGUGGGCAGCGCAGGUUCGAGUCCUGGCCUGUUGCCAGCGUGUCCUUCCCUGUAUUUUCCCCCCAUUUCCUGUCUCCCUCCACUGCAGACAAAAGCUGCGGUGGCCAAAAAUGCAAAAAAAAAAAAAAAAAAGGGUUUACUGAAAGCAGAA